Messenger RNA from Linum trigynum, 7273 nucleotides. NCBI's taxonomy places the organism in Eukaryota, Viridiplantae, Streptophyta, Magnoliopsida, Malpighiales, Linaceae. The record is from the annotation of a GenBank genome assembly.
UUUGAAUUUUUUAUUAUAAAUUCAGAUGCUUAUUUACCCGUUGCAAGUAAACAUCAUUCAGCUAAACUCUAUUAUUUAUGAAGCUAUAGUUUCUUACUUCCUUCCAAAUCAACAGCUCCUCUCCCAACUAGAACCUCUAGUCUAUCAACAAUUCUUGUAGCUGCCUGGUUGAUCAAAGAAUUAAUCCUUGUCCGCCAAUCCACUCCGGCCAAUAACAAAAUGAGCAAUGGAAAUGAGGUAUGUCGGUAAAUUUUAGCUAAAAAAUCAAUAAAAUCCAUGUUGAUAAAUUGUAGGACGACAUUGAGAAAAAAAAAACGAUGUUUUCUCAAUUUUCCUCGAUCUAUAAUGUAUCGUAUUAGGUCCCACCUCCCGAUUGAGAGUAUAUAAGUUCAGGUACCCCUCAAUCCGUCAAUAAAUCAUCAUAGGUGUCUCUCUCAACAACUAUAAAUUAGUUUAGGUAAAGGGAGCUACACAACAAUUUUUUUGAAAAUUACACAUACAUUUUGAAUAUUACGUAGAAAUUAAAGGAUAGCAGGAGGAUAAGGAUAUUGCUACAUCAUUUCCAUGGGCUGUGGAGUGUAGAUUCCAUUUUCGAAUAUGGAGUUGUUUACUUCUUUUAAUUUAGUAGUUUCAUUUAGUAGUGCAAUUUAAUUUUUUGCUCUGUUCAACGUAAUCGUCCAACUUAGAAUUGAAGAUCUUUUAAAUUAUUGAAUCAAUUAAGCUUUUAAACUUUCUGUUUCAAAUUUUUAGGGAGGAAUUUGGAUAUGUUAUGCGUGAAGAUUUUAUGUUGAAAUUAUAUAUUAGUCACAUUUAUUUUAUAAUUACGAAAUGUUGAAUAUGUGAUGAGAUGUAUUAAUGCUUUUGUUGGUUUAUAACUCAUUUAUAGUUAAGUAGUUGUUGUAUUUUUUCUUAAAUACUAUUAUGAGUUUGCCUAAUUAUUUUAAAGUAUGUUAUGAGUGAUUAAAACUCAUAAUAAUUAACAAAAAAAAAGUUGAUUUUUUCAUAAUGUUUGUAUGUUAAUUUCGUGUUCAUUCUUUUUCCGCUGCAACAUCAAAAGAUAUGACUACUUCGGUUAUCAAAUCCCGGCUCGACCCCGGGUAAAUAUGAUUUUAGACAUGUAUGUUAGUUAACAUUAAUGAAAAACAAAAUUGAAUUAUGUAGGAGGUCGAGGAAAGUUCUAAUCCAGAUGCUAGAAGUUCAAAUCCGAUUGGUGGUGAUUACACUCAGUCCUUUGUAAAUGGUGUGGAGUAUACAACACAUCUAGAGGCUUGUAAUGCGGCAAAAGUAAUUGCUCAAGGUCUCGGGUUUUUUUUGGUUAGGACUUCUAACAAAAGAAACAAAAAGACAGAAGAAUGGAGACACUAUUUGAGUUGCAAAUAUGGUCGGAUAAUGAAGCCCAAACAAAAGGAUCCUUUGAAGGAAAUUCGGGUGUUCACUAAAUCUGAAAAAGAUGGAUGCCCGUUUAUGGUGAAGAUAGAUAAGAAAGGUGCCAGCCCCUGGACGAUCCAAGGGGUGCUUGAUACAAAUCGACCCGGUCAAUUUAAGAGUUACCACAACCAUGAGUUGGAGCUAUUUUUGGAAGGUUCGAGCCAGCGGAAUGCUCUUAGUGCGGCAGAUAAAAAAUUAGUCCAUGGUUUGUUGGAGUCACACGUGCCGUCAAAAAAGGUUCUACAAGUUUUGAAUGAAGGGAAAGGAGAUAAAGGUCACCACACUAGGAAACAAAUUUACAACGAGGGAUCUAAGAUGAGAGUGGCAAGAUUGGGCGGCAUGUCACCUUUGGAGUGGACCUUCCAAGAUGCUCGAAAGAAGGGAUACUAUGUUACACAUUUGGAGGACCACAACCAGCUCACCCAUCUUUUUCUAGCACAUCCUAAGUCUAUUUUAAUGCUUAGAGCUUGGCACCAUGUCGUUGUCAUUGACUCUACUUACAAGACCAACGAGUAUGGGAUGGCAUGGGUAGAGAUUGUGGGUGUCACACCUGUGAACCUUAAUUUCAACAUUGCAGGCAUCCUAGUAGUUGAUGAAACAAAGGAUACCUACCUCUGGAUACCUCAGCACUUAAAACACCUUCUUGGAGAUGUUGUUCCGGAUGCAAUUGUCUCAGACAAAGAGGGUGGAUUGCUAGUGACGGUGGGUGAAGUAUUUCCAUUGUCAAGGCAUUUAUUAUGUGUAUGUGAUGACUCGGUAUUUGCACAUGUUUUCCCCUUUGUUUCUUGAUUGUUUGAGCUUGAAUUAUUGCGUCUUUGGCCUAUUUUAUGCUAGGUUGUGUUCCUUUGUCCCAUUUCAGGUCCUAGCACAUAAAGUGAAGCAUAGGCGCAAGUUUCAAGUCAAUCAGAGAUCAAUUGACGAUUCGAGAGAAGAAACUCGGGCAUGACCUGAAGAAGAAUGGAUUUCUACCUCACUUUAUGGACAAAGAAUCAUGCAAGCUUGUUAUGAAACGAAAGAGGACGAGACUACGAGCGUCUGGGAUCAAACGGCGAUUGAUUUGGAGUCCGGACGAGGGAGAAACGAAGCAUUAAACAGAGGCUGAGCAAGCUGCACGGGCAGACCAGCGUGGCCACGCACGGCCGUGCAACAUACAAUUCUGGCCGUGCGAGUUGGCUGAGGUUCAACUAAUUGAUACGCCGCGUUUUGAGGUGCACGGCCAGAAUGGUGAUGUGCACGGCCGUGCACCCUGGCCGCGCGAGUCGGGAUUUCCUGGUUUUAAGCCAAAUUCCGAACCAAAGAAGAAGGAGAGCUGGGUUUUGGAUCCCAAACACCCAAGGGACGAACCCUAGAGAGAGAGGGCGAUUUGAGGGCAUUCUUGGAGUAGAGAAGGAGGAUUUCUUUGCCUUGGAAGCUCGAGGAACAAGCCCGGACUUGAAGACUGAUCAUCUGAAGAUUCUUACUGCAGUCUCUCUCUUCUCUAUGGAGUAACUUCCCUUCACUUAGGUUUUGAGGAACCCUAGCUAUGUUUGUUUGAUUGGAUGAUUGUAUGAGUACUCUGACUUGAUAAUCUUGAGUUCAUAUUCAAUCUAUGCAUGUUUUCAUGAUUCAAUUCUGCUUUAGUCGAGAUUAUUGAUUCUGCUUUGAUCCUAUGAGAGGGAAUACCUGAUUAGGUCAAUAGAGCACCAUAGAUUGAUAGUAGUGGAUCGAUUGCUUUAGUCGAGGGUUGAUUCACUGCUUUGUAUCGAUUGAGAACCCCUUUCGAUAGAGGGAGUCUAGUUCAGAAUGCCUUGAUCAGUUGUUCUAGAGAAGGAUACGUCCCUCUAGGCAAUUGACUCAAGAGGGCCUUGUUCCUUUAGUCGAGACUCAAGGUCUAGUCAACGAUUCUCCGCAUUGUGAAUGAAAGUGAAACAGGUUAGAGAUCAUCAAUCAUUAAUCUGGCUAGUGGCUAGGGGGAAUCAUACCUAAGUGAGUUCCCAACCUGUAAUUAUAUUAACUUUAACUGUAGUUUGCUAGAGUAGUUUUAGUUCUUCCUUAUUAAUCUGGUUUGCUAAAUAAUAAACUGAAGCUGAGUAAUAGUAACUCUAGAGACCCGUGGAUUCGAUAUUUAUCACUUGAGCCACUAUACUGCAGUCCCUUUCAUUGGUUACACUUGGCCUUUGUUAGGUGUUGUGUUUUAGCGAGUCAAGUUUUUGGCGCCGUUGCCGGGGACUUUCUAGAUUAUUAGGAAAGGCAGAAGUUUGUUACUUUAGCGUUUUUCUUUUCUUUUCUUUUCCACCCUUGCUUUUCACUUGGGUGUUUUUGUUUUUGUUGGUGCAGAUCUGAAUCAUGGAUCCUCAUGGCUUCUCCAAUCAUUGGGGGUAUCCACCACCAUCUGGGUGGUAUUACCCCGAGACUCCGUGGAGCAACCAAGGCGGAGAAGACUAUGGAUUCGGGUUCCAGUACCAACCCCCUUACUACGGAGAACAACCGGACCCCUGGGCAUAUCAAGAACAACCUCAUUACCAAGAAGAAUUUCUCCCACAACCAGAAGGGCCAUUGGAGCUGGAGUUACCCAUGGCGGCCUUCACGGGCCAUUCUGCAGAGCCAUGCUACACUCCACAGCCAGAUCCACACUAUGAUUUGAGGCUUCUCAUGGAGAGAUCAUGCUCCAGUAUGGAUCAUUGUGUCCAGGCCUAUCGUGAAACAGAGGAGAUCCUCCUGAGCCUUAAGAAGAGCGUCGAUGAUCUUGAGCGAUCUUGGGCGCAACCUGCUCCAGAUCACCCUUCUGCUACCAUACAAGAAGAGGAGGAGGAAGAAGAAGGCUACAAGGGCAUUGUGGAACACACUGAAGUUGUCACGGAGAGCUCCCGUGAUGAUCAUGAUCAGGCCUGUCAUGUCGUAGCCGACCACACCUUCCCACACCCCAACCAGAGCUUUGAAGAGGCGGGCAUGAGUGAGGAGAUGCAAGAAGAUCUCAUGAAAGAAAUUGCUUGGCAACUUGCUCUCCAAUCCGUUCUAGAAGAAGAAGAGCAAGAAAGGGUGCAGAAAGAAGUUGUGGAGGAUGACGAAAGUGAAGCUGGAGGAGUUCUUGAUCAUUUCCCAGGAGUGAUACCACAUGAAGAAGGAAGGGAGGUUGAAGAAGCAAUUGGCGUCCAGGCUGAGGACGAAGUUGAGGUGGAACAGGCUUGCACCGGCCAUGAGUUACAGGUGAUAUCUCCACCAAACUUCGAGGAACUGCUUAGCAAGGACCCAUUUGCAGUGUCUCUUUGCCAGACCAAGGCCACCUCGACAUCGGUCCCUCUUGGUGGACGCGAUGGUGGCCAAUCGAUGUUGUCAUAUCUGGUUUGGGGCAAUGAGACGAGAGAAGAGAAGAAGAGGUCUCGAGGGUGGAGACUUCAUCUGCAUCAAGUACAUGAGCCUUCAUCACCUGCCACACCACAUGCUCAUGACUUGAGACUCCACCUCAUCGACGAGAACCUCAACUUCAAGGAGGUUCUAGCAUGGACCGAAACUUAGGAGCCAUCGUCCGGCUCACGACGUGAAAGAAGCGCUUGUUGGGAGGCAACCCAACCAGUCGGUUUGCAUUUCUUUCUCUAUUUCUCCUCGGUUGAGUCAGUUUGCUAUUUGAUUUUAGAGUCAAUAAAUCAACCUUUGUGAGAUUUUGUGUGGUGUUUGUGUUCUGAUUACUCUCUCUUUCUGGAUGGCACUGCCUGACCCGUUCAUCAUCAUUCACCCUUGAUCUGGUAACUUCGUUCUACCCUCCUUAUCUUUCCUCCAUUGAGGACAAUGUCGUGCUUAAGUGUGGGGGGAUGUUCGAUUAUGUAUGCGGGUGAAUGUUUGGCUGUUUGUGUGCUUGGAGCCUAGUCCACUGUCCAAAUUUUUAAAUUUGAGGGCUCCAAGUACGUGUUCCAUGCAAUUGCCUGCUCAGUAUGCUUUGAAUUGACAGUCUUUAUAGUAAUAUGCAACCUAGGGAGGUAGUGUAGCACUAUGGAGGAUGUUGAUGCAUUUAAGAAGUCUCAUUUCUUCUUCAUAUAAAGUUGGUUGAUUGAGUGAAUUAGUGAUCUUAGGACCCUUGAAUUGUGUGGUGUUGUGGUUUCUCUGCCUGUCAUGGACUCUUGUAUCAUGUUUUGAGUUUAACAGGUGCUCGAAAAUGUGCUUCAAAAUAACGUCUCCCGUGCGAAUAGGGCGAAAGUGUGUAAGGGGAGACGGGAAUUCGUUCCCAAUUUCCACCUACUACCUCCAGCCCCCUUACAUGUCUUUCCCCCGCACGAGGCUCGAGACAUCCGCUCCUGGCAUGGCCGGUAAGAGCAGGUUGGGACCCUUGAAAGAAAAAAAAAGGAAAAAAAUAACAGAAAACAAGCAAAACAGAAAGAAAAGGGGUUCCAACCAUCUUCAAGAAGAAAAUAGAGCACCUUGAAAAAUGUGAGUCCAUGAUCCUUUGUUUUUGAGAAUCUCUGCAUCCACAAUUCAUUUGUCCUCUGUUCACUAUUUGCCAUGAUGCCGACUCGAUACUAGUGCGACUCGCCGAAGAAGUUAUGAGAUGACUUGUGCGUCGGUUGACCUCGUAAGCUGCUAAAUGAUCUAGGAAGUCCUCUACCUACGAUCUGGGUUGUUUGUUGCUAUAGAGGUCUGGAGAGUUGCAUUGGUUUGAGUUAGGUUUGCUUGGGGACAAGCAAACAGUUAAGUGUGGGGGGAUUUGAUGACUCGGUAUUUGCACAUGUUUUCCCCUUUGUUUCUUGAUUGUUUGAGCUUGAAUUAUUGCGUCUUUGGCCUAUUUUAUGCUAGGUUGUGUUCCUUUGUCCCAUUUCAGGUCCUAGCACAUAAAGUGAAGCAUAGGCGCAAGUUUCAAGUCAAUCAGAGAUCAAUUGACGAUUCGAGAGAAGAAACUCGGGCAUGACCUGAAGAAGAAUGGAUUUCUACCUCACUUUAUGGACAAAUAAUCAUGCAAGCUUGUUAUGAAACGAAAGAGGACGAGACUACGAGCGUCUGGGAUCAAACGGCGAUUGAUUUGGAGUCCGGACGAGGGAGAAACGAAGCAUUAAACAGAGGCUGAGCAAGCUGCACGGGCAGACCAGCGUGGCCACGCACGGCCGUGCAACAUACAAUUCUGGCCGUGCGAGUUGGCUGAGGUUCAACUAAUUGAUACGCCGCGUUUUGAGGUGCACGGCCAGAAUGGUGAUGUGCACGGCCGUGCACCCUGGCCGCGCGAGUCGGGAUUUCCUGGUUUUAAGCCAAAUUCCGAACCAAAGAAGAAGGAGAGCUGGGUUUUGGAUCCCAAACACCCAAGGGACGAACCCUAGAGAGAGAGGGCGAUUUGAGGGCAUUCUUGGAGUAGAGAAGGAGGAUUUCUUCGCCUUGGAAGCUCGAGGAACAAGCCCGGACUUGAAGACUGAUCAUCUGAAGAUUCUUACUGCAGUCUCUCUCUUCUCUAUGGAGUAACUUCCCUUCACUUAGGUUUUGAGGAACCCUAGCUAUGUUUGUUUGAUUGGAUGAUUGUAUGAGUACUCUGACUUGAUAAUCUUGAGUUCAUAUUCAAUCUAUGCAUGUUUUCAUGAUUCAAUUCUGCUUUAGUCGAGAUUAUUGAUUCUGCUUUGAUCCUAUGAGAGGGAAUACCUGAUUAGGUCAAUAGAGCACCAUAGAUUGAUAGUAGUGGAUCGAUUGCUUUAGUCGAGGGUUGAUUCACUGCUUUGUAUCGAUUGAGAACCCCUUUCGAUAGAGGGAGUCUAGUUCAGAAUGCCUUGAUCAGUUGUUCUAGAGAAGGAUACGUCCCUCUAGGCAAUUGACUCAAGAGGGCCUUGUUCCUUUAGUCGAGACUCAAGGUCUAGUCAACGAUUCUCCGCAUUGUGAAUGAAAGUGAAACAGGUUA